GUACACUGGAGUCUAGUGCGCGUCUGAUGAGCACUAGAUAGAGGUUCGGAAGGAACUUGUGAUCAGAUUUGUUCAUUCGUACAAUUAUUUCCAGUCCUCUUUUGUUGAGGCUCACGAGAGAUCAAUGACGACUAACGUUGCCCUUUCUCUCAUGCUUGCCCACGUGUGCUGGGUACACUGUAGUGGUCAAAGUGAUUACUCCAGGAUACCUACGAAAGACCAAAAGUAUAUGGAAGAUGCCCGCCGGCUGCUCGAGGGGCGGGCAAAACUCUUCCUAGAGAGAGGUGUGAAUGGAAUAAUAGACAAAAAUAAACGCAUCUGUUGGACCUCCAAACGUAUGGUGCCUUCGUCACUUGGAUAUCAUCACACUUUACAGUUCUUUGACAGGGGGGGAAAAGGAAGCGAGCGCAAGCAAAAAAGGGAUACCUACUGGUACGUGGGGUUGAAGGACAGUAUUCCGUCAGUUUUGGUGAAUGCUUACGAUAAAAGAAAACUUGAUCCGGAAGUCAGCGGCGAUUACAUCCUCUAUUUUGCUCGUCCAACAUGCUUCCUCGUGGGGAACGAGACAGGUAAGAAAGCAAAGACAAAGUUACCGAAGAGUAGCCGUAUACGAAACGUCUUAAUAUUUCUGCUCAAGCCCCAACAAGUCGAAAUGAUUCUUCGGAGGUAUAUUCAGAUCGGUCAACAUGCCAGCUGUGGUAUCGAAUACGAGCCGAUUGGGAAGACCAGGAAGAAUGCAUGGCUGCCUUUUUCAGGGAAUGCAGUAAAAUAAGCGGUACAUAUUACAGAUACAGAAAGGGUGUGUGUAAUUCUUAUAACAAAUAAAAACUCAAAAUUGUUU
Molecule: messenger RNA, 841 nt
Organism: Rhipicephalus sanguineus (brown dog tick)
Lineage: Eukaryota; Metazoa; Arthropoda; Arachnida; Ixodida; Ixodidae
Exons: 8
Coding region: 125-772 (215 amino acids)
Source: RefSeq, a predicted model, not a curated record